GUAUUCGUAUUCGUAGCAACUAACGUGCACGUGUUCUGAAAAACAAAGAAAAAGAAGAAAAAAUGGUCGUGAAGAUUCGUAUCAAUCUGAGGUGUAUCGUGGAGCAUAUUCACCCAUCAUCAUCGUCGUCAUUAUCAUCAUCAUCUUACAAUCUUCUACAUCUCAAUCAAGUUCCUCUGAAUGGAUUUUCGGAAGGUUCGGAAAAAGACAGAGAGAGAAUUUUAGGUUUGCAGGGAUGCAAAGUAACAACAGCAACAGCAACAGCAGCAGCAAUAGCAGCAGCAAUAGCAGCAGUAGCAGCAGCAGCAGCAGCAGCAGCGAGGAUAUAUUCGUCGUAUCGAUUCGUGGCCGCAGUGGUGGUGAUUUCAACGACGAUGCUGGACGAGCACAAGAAGGAUGAGGAGGUUGAGGAGGAGGAAGCUUGGAAAUCGGGGGAUGUGGAAUACGGAGAACGAGGAGGAGGUUUGCCGGUGGUGCUGAUUUUGUGUUCUAUGUAUGUGUCUUGUGUGUGUACGAAGGUGGGCUCGUAUUGGUAGAGAACCACCGCUGCCACCGUCGACGUGUUUCGCAGAGAGGAGAUGGUUGUAGGUAGGCGGUUAGGUAGGU
This is a messenger RNA of Vespula pensylvanica (western yellowjacket), 606 nucleotides long. RefSeq lists its product as uncharacterized. NCBI's taxonomy places the organism in Eukaryota, Metazoa, Arthropoda, Insecta, Hymenoptera, Vespidae. The record is from RefSeq and is a predicted model, not a curated record. The coding region runs from base 63 to 536 and encodes 157 amino acids. The transcript has 3 exons.